Messenger RNA from Penicillium cataractarum, 1662 nucleotides. RefSeq names its product cleavage polyadenylation factor subunit CLP1. The coding region runs from base 1 to 1662 and encodes 553 amino acids. The record is from RefSeq and is a predicted model, not a curated record. Gene Ontology annotation, biological process: tRNA splicing, via endonucleolytic cleavage and ligation. Gene Ontology annotation, cellular component: mRNA cleavage factor complex; nucleus. Gene Ontology annotation, molecular function: polynucleotide 5'-hydroxyl-kinase activity. NCBI's taxonomy places the organism in Eukaryota, Fungi, Ascomycota, Eurotiomycetes, Eurotiales, Aspergillaceae. The transcript has 2 exons.
AUGUCUCUCCCGGGCUUGGAGCUGACGCAGCCCUCCGAGGAGAGGCACUUGGCUGUCGCUCCGCCGUCGCAAAUCACCUUGAAGGCUGGCUCUGAAUGGCGCUUUGAAGUUGCUUUCGGUCAUAUCGUGAGGGUCAAGCUUCUCACCGGCACCGCCGAGCUGUUCGGCACUGAGCUCGCCGAAUCGCAAACGUAUACUUUCUCCGGCACCAAGGCGGCAAUCUACACAUGGUAUGGAUGUGAAUUGGAGGUCAGCGCUGGUGAAACUGGUGCCGUUACCUCCGAUGGUGUGACCCCCGUGGCUGGUCAUGGCGCAGGUGGCUGUCAGAGCGAGUACACCGCGGAAGAGACGCCCAUGAUCGAAUAUGCCAAUCUUCACUUUGCGCUAGAGACAAUGCGUCAGGAGGCGCAAGGUUCCGGGAAGGAUGGACCUCGCGUCUUAUUGCUGGGGUCUGACGAUGCGGGCAAGACGAGCCUGGCAAAGAUCUUGACGGCCUAUGCGACGAAGAGUGGCCGGCAGCCAUUGGUCGUGAACCUGGACCCGACCGAGGCCAUGCUCAGUGUACCAGGCACUCUCACUGCCACCGCCUUUCGAACGAUGCUGGACGUCGAGGAUGGCUGGGGCAGCAGUCCCAUGUCCGGCCCGAGUCCAGUCCCCGUGAAGCUUCCGUUAGUCUACAGCUACCCACUUGCCAACCCUCUGGAUGCCGAGGCCUCAGUCUAUCGACCAAUCGUAUCACGUCUAGCCCUUUCAGUAACAGGCCGCUUGGCCGAGGACGAAGAAGCCCGCGAAACGGGCAUCAUCGUUGAUACCCCGGGCAUUCUCAGCUCCGGCAAACCGGGUAGUUUAGAGCUGAUCAACCACAUUGUGACUGAAUUCGCCAUUACAACUAUUGUCGUCCUCGGAUCUGAGCGGCUCUACAGCACGAUGGUCAAACAAUACGACAACAAGCCCAGCGCCAGCGCCUCAGCCACCAUCUUCGACGAGCGCAUCUCCGUCCUGAAACUAUCCAAAUCAGGAGGCUGCGUUGACCGCGACGAAGCCUUCCGCAAGGCUACACGCGAAUCACAAAUCCGUUCUUAUUUCUUCGGCAAUCCCAUGCCUGCCACCGUAUCAGCGGCUCUCUCCCUUUCAGCAUCCACAUCCGGCGUGACUCUCUCACCACACGCACAAGUAAUGGACUUUGCCUCACUAUCAAUCUUCAACUACACUGUCAUCUCAACCGAAGACGAAGACGAGGAUGAAUACGACCCUUCCACACUCGGAAUGGGCGGCUCAUUCCUACCCACGGGUACAGACGAUUCCACGACUCAACAUCAAGAACCAGAUCGCGCCGCACCGCUACCGGGUAUUAUCGGUCUCUCGAAUGAUGUACAUAAUCACACUGUCUCCAAUGCCUCGAGUAACGUCCCGCUCAAGAAGGUCCUGCCACCUGCACCCUCGGCUCUGGCGAAUACCUUGAUUGCAGUUACCCACGCUUCGACCACCGCUUCACCUGCCCAGGUCCGCGAUGCGAGUAUCAUGGGUUUCCUCUACGUUGCGGAUGUUGAUGCCGAGAAGGGGAAGAUCAGAGUUCUUGCUCCCGUCGGCGGGAGACUCCCGCCACGAGCCAUGAUCUGGGCUAAGCGUUGGCCAACCGAGGUUGUUGGGUUGGUCGGUUGA